This is a messenger RNA of Exophiala bonariae, 315 nucleotides long. RefSeq lists its product as uncharacterized. The transcript has a single exon. NCBI's taxonomy places the organism in Eukaryota, Fungi, Ascomycota, Eurotiomycetes, Chaetothyriales, Herpotrichiellaceae. The record is from RefSeq and is a predicted model, not a curated record. The coding region runs from base 1 to 315 and encodes 104 amino acids.
AUGUUCGGCUUCCAUCACGUCCUCACGACCCUGACCGCGCUCUGGGCCGUUCUCUCCUCCAGCACAGAUGACGCUGUCAUAUAUUACCGCGACUAUGUUGCCCCUUACCUUUUCGAACCUCUUGCCCUUGCUGGACCAUCGCCUCCUCCAGCAUCAGUCACAUACCCCUUUCUGAACAAUGAUGAAUUCGCCCGCAAUCAAGUCGUGACAAUGGCAAUGCCUUCAAGAACACAGAUGACCACCUCGCUGCCACAAUUCUAUCGCUCACCUCCACAGUCUGGUCACCUUACCACACACUUCCGACUCUCCCCUUGA